Coccinella septempunctata (seven-spotted ladybird) is the source of this 748-nucleotide messenger RNA. RefSeq names its product keratin, type I cytoskeletal 9-like. Bases 137 to 571 code for a protein of 144 amino acids. The record is from RefSeq and is a predicted model, not a curated record. Lineage: Eukaryota; Metazoa; Arthropoda; Insecta; Coleoptera; Coccinellidae. The transcript has 2 exons.
UAAUUUGUAUUCAUGAAACGAAAACACAAGUUAUUGUCGUGCAUUCCUAUAUUUGUAAUCUCCCAUAACAACCAUAUAUAGUCUGCCAUCACGGUCAAGGAAAAUAGUAUUGAGAGAAGCGCAACAGUUAUUCAACAUGGCGAUGUUAUUAUUAGUUAUUACUGUCAUGGCCGCAUUGGUAGGAACUGUACUUAGUGACUGCUACGGGGAAGCUGGUGGUAUUCACCGUAUCAAUGACUGCCAAGGAACGUUUUAUGCAGGCAGUGGUGGUAUUUACUAUUUCACUAAUGGACCAAAAAGGUUUGUUGCGGGUACUGGUGGUACUUACAAUGGGGAUGCUGGUGGAGAUGAAUUCAUUGCAGGUCAUGAUGGUGUUUAUAAUCUUGAAUCUACUAGAGGCAAACAUCAAAAUGGACAAGGAGUUGUUCAAGGGGGUUCAGGAGGUGUGUACCAUUUACCACAUGGUUAUGGAACAGUGACUGGAGCUAGUGGUGGUGUUUAUUAUGGAGAUGCUGGGGGAAGAGGAUUGGUUGAUAGCACUGGCGGGAGUUUCUUUGUAAGGUCUUCUUAAAUAGGAGUUAUUGGAUUAGGAGAGUGGUUGUGUCUAUCAAAUAUGAAAUGUCUCCGGUAUUAAAAGUGCCAUAGGAGCCUUUCAUGAAUGUUUUUAUAUUUUUGUAUGUUCCUAUUGUUUUUCAUACCUGAAUUGAAUAUUUUGAAGCAAGAUUACAAUAAAAAUGAUUUUGGAUGA